This is a messenger RNA of Neodiprion fabricii, 1880 nucleotides long. RefSeq names its product zinc finger protein 2-like. Bases 672 to 1586 code for a protein of 304 amino acids. The transcript is spliced from 4 exons. The record is from RefSeq and is a predicted model, not a curated record. NCBI's taxonomy places the organism in Eukaryota, Metazoa, Arthropoda, Insecta, Hymenoptera, Diprionidae.
GCCUUCCUUCUUACUCCCUGUCCCAGCCUCACAUGUUUCACAACAUUUUAGAGAUACUUCAAAGCACGCUUCAAAAUUUAUAGGUCCGUGAAACACUAACUGAUCCGUUGAGUCGAGUGAAAUGAAUCAAAUUACUCGAGAGCGGAGGAAGAGAUCAGCUGCCCAGUAUUUGCUGGGCAGUGAAAGUAGUUUCAUGAUUUUUUUGCUCUACCAGAUCGCCUGCUUACUCUGUCUCAUUUCUAAGGAAUUUUUAAAGUUGGAAAUACCAAACUAUUUUCGAACAAGCCCGGAAAAGUAUACCUUGCGUAAAUCUUUGUAACGCAAGCAUCAAGCUUAUGGGUUACCAUUUCGUAGACUGAUGUACCAACUUCCGAGGUUACAGAGUUUGACGGGAUUGAUAAUGACACAUGACAUGUCAAUCAAUGUCUCAUCGUCACACUCGUGGGUACAGAUUGUCUGGUGUUUCUUUUUUGCAACCUUCUCAAUGCGGUCCGGGAUUAAUGUAUCUAUGGCCUUGAAGAAGAAUAUUUCGAAACACGCCAAUAGUGGAUCACUUGUUCAAAUAAGUUUUCAGAUUUAUUACUCUACAGAAAAUAGUGUAUUUGACAUAAUUGCAAUUUUUCAAUACAUUCCUUGAUAUUGUAAAAAAAUAAUAAAGAAACGUAAACAACAUGCCACACUGCCUGAUUAAAUCGAUGACAAGAUAUCAGAAAACAAGUAAUUUACAUGACGAGAACGAACUUUCCGUGUCGUGGUUGCCGACAGUAUCUGAUAUCAGAAAAAAAAAUCAAAGCAAAGAAGUGUCUUCAAAGUCAAUAAAUAUGUGGACUUGUCCAAGACUUUCAAUCGUAACUCGAUACAGCUUUAAGAAAGAUAACAGCAUGUUAUGGAACACAUCAAUUCCGGAAGAACUAGGCCUGCAGUUAAUAGAUUCCGGUGAAUCAGCCGACGUACUUUCAACGUCUACAGUCGUUGCAAGCGCGCCGACGGUAACAAAUUACCUGUGUGACUUGAACGCAAGGAAGAAACUUUUCGAUGCCGACAAAGAACUGAUCGAAAGAUGCGAGAUUAUAAAAAUCAACGACGCACAAGUAAACGCUGAGGGCGGGAAAUGCUGUAAAAAUGAUAAUCAAUCAUCCGACGGAAAGUGCGUGGACCCCGAGUCGGUCGAUUUAUCUCCCACAAUGCGAUUACCGGCUAGUAACACUUUGAUCAAAGCGAUAAGAUUUUACGAAGAAGAAAGAGCGCCCUACUCGGAUGUCGGAAACACGGAAACUUGGAAACGCAUCAAAGCCUUGCACUACUGCCCGUAUUGCCGGAAGAGCUUUGAUCGACCUUGGGUACUGAAAGGCCAUCUUCGACUUCAUACCGGUGAAAGGCCGUUCGAGUGUCCGGUUUGCCAAAAGUCGUUUGCCGAUCGAUCAAACUUGAGGGCUCAUCAACGGACCCGAAAUCACCAUCAAUGGCAAUGGCGGUGUGGAGUGUGCUUCAAGGCAUUCUCUCAACGACGAUAUUUGGAACGUCAUUGCCCAGAAGCGUGUCGGAAGUAUCGAAUUUCCCAGAGAAGAGAAAAUAGUUUAACUUGAACGUUCUAUUAAUAACUAACGUUGUAUCAAAUUGAAUGUUAUUACGCGAGUAAGCUAUAAACUUGUUACAAAUAUUCCUCUUUUUGUUCAGCCUUUAUUACAGACAUAUAACUAAAAGACUAUAGAAGCAAAGAAUAACGACAUAAUAAACUUGAAUCGUAUCUUAAUUGCAAAAUACGCAUUAUUAUUUCUUUACAUUUUUUACAAUAUCGACAGGCGUUGAAGAGACACCGUUGCUAUUAUAGUUUUAUCGCAGUUAUUCUACCUACGUAAAAAAGCCGUAACUAAAAUCGA